This is a messenger RNA of Caenorhabditis auriculariae, 13358 nucleotides long. Lineage: Eukaryota; Metazoa; Nematoda; Chromadorea; Rhabditida; Rhabditidae. The record is from the annotation of a GenBank genome assembly.
AUGUUAGCGUCGCCGCCGGCGCGUGCAACCAAAUUAACGAGGCGAUUUUCGACGGAUUAUCAAGGCGACGGCCGGGAAGCCACGCCCACAAACAUUUGUCUUCUGAGGGAGAAAGAGGCCCCUCGAGGGUCCGGGACUAAAGCCGUGCGCUUUUGCAGGAAGACGCCUCAAAUCCCAAGGUGCCCUGGAACGUCGCCAAAAAAGGAGAGGCGCGAAGAAGAAGACGAGCGGGAAGAAAAAAGUUAGGAGCAAAUAACGCGACGAUUCACGACAAUUUGGCGGCCGGCGAAGGAGCAAAGAUUUUUUUCCCUUUUUGAGAAACCUAGGGAAUAUUGGGGGUUUUCCAGGUAUUUAUUGAGAAAAAUCUUCUAGUAUAGCUCAUUCGUCGUUGUCUUGGAAAAAAUGAAGAGAAAAGUGGCCCAUUUUUUGAUUGAAACCGGCCAAAUUUGAAGAGAAGAGAACUCCAGAUGCCUGAAGAGACGCCAGAGAAGCGAGAGUGCACCGUUUUCUCUGGUAUCUCUUCGAGAAACGCUUUUAUUUCGUUUUCUUUUAUUUUGGGCUUUUUUCAACAUAUCAUUCCGAAGUUCACGAAAACAUCUUGAUAUCAGGCUAAAAAGAAAAAAUGAGAAUUUUUUCGCUCUUUUUUGUUAAAAGAGCUGUGAAAAGGAUUCUUUCUGUAAAAAGAAAAUAGAUUUUUGAGCGGAAACUCUGAGAAUCUCCUGUUUUCCUCAGAACGUCUAAAAAAAUUCUGGACAAACUUUUUCAAAAAAAUUUUUCAAGCUUCAUCUAAUCUUAAAAUAAUUUCUUGAGCCAUAGAUAGUUGUUGAAAAAGCCUUCGAAAACGUCAGUUUCGUUUUUGAAUAUGGGAAUAAUUUGUGAGUCCUUACAUCAUUUUAUUCUGGAUAAUCUCUUCAGAAGAGCUUUCACGACAUCGAUGACGUCAAAGAGGAGUAGAAGCUUCCUUUUUCGGAAGAAGACUGACAAAGGUCGACGUCGAACUCCGAACUCGACGACGAGCCUGAGGUGUGAGGCGGCUGCUGCCUCCUCCUCCUCCUUCCUCCUCUCCUUGACGCAUCAGCAGAGGCUCUCCGCCUGAGGCGGUGGCUGGGAGGAGGAGGAGGAGAGAGGAGAGAGACGCGAGAGAAACGCGGCGGCUCGCCGACCCGACGUCGCCGCCGCGAGAUCGAUGGUUUGUGGGGCCGACGUGCGGCGGCUCCCUCCGUCCUCCUCGAAUCGUCGUCAGUACCGCCGCUGGCAGUACUACCGACAGUACGUCCUGUCGUCGUUGCUCCUGCUGCUGCUGGCGGCCGCGACGUCGUCGGUUGGCGCCGCAGCCGCCGCAGCCGUCCUCCAGCAGGACCCGACGCCCUUGUCCGAACUGCUGUCCUCCCUGGACCAGGGUCAUCCUUGCGGUCAUGUCGUCGAAGCCGAGGCUUUUCUGGCCACCGCGGUCGCUCUCAAAUUCCCGAGGCUUAUUCAACUGUCGCACUUCUUCGCCAACCAUUCCAAGAACUUCGACGUCAGCCUCAUCGACAAGUCGUCUUUCUCCCGACAGCCGCCUUUCAACCUCGAUCUCUCGAGGAAAACUCAUUUCUACGGCUUGCAGCUGGACUGCACAGCUCCCACCAGCAGGUCGGUGUCUUUCUUUGUUCAUUUCCUACCCUAUUUAUGUUCUUUUUCGAGUCAAUAACUCGGAAAUCUAGCUUCUCAAACUGGUUAUCAUUGUUUUGCAUCUCAGAUUAUGUUCAAUUCUGGAAUUAUUCUGCUGAUAAUAGAUUAAAGAAGGUCUUUAAAGGCAACUUUUCGUUCGUUUCAUUCAUUUUUCAUUCUUUGAUACAACCUUUGUUUUAUUUUAAAUCAUUCGCUUCUGAAAUAACUCAGGAAGUGCCAUCAAGUUUCCUUUUUUCCAAACAGUUUGGACCAAACUACUUUUUUGAACUUUUUGUGAGAAACUUUGUUCAAAACUAUCUUGCGGGAGUAUAGUAAUAUUAACUAAAUGAGCGCAGUAAAUCCCAGAAAGGUCUAGAAGCGUUUUUCAGUACCAUUUUGCAAUUUUCUGCUUGUUUAAACAUUCCAAAAAACAUUUUUUAAUCUGAAAUUCGUAAUUAUUUCUGAGAGAUUUUUCAUUUUAAUUGCUGAAAAUCAUCCUUUUCCGAGUUUUUCGAUUUCUGAAUUAUUCGUUAAAACUAGACCUUUUUAUUUUUUUCACCUGUAAAACUUUUUAAAAUUACUGAAUUUUUUGUAGCUCAAAAAUCUUGAGCACUGCUCAAAUUUUUCAGCUUAUUUUUUCUUGAUUCCAGCUAGUGAAAAAAGAUUUUCGAAGAACUUUCCUUCCUUUUCCUAUCACUUUUUAUGACCCGUUUUCCAAAAAAGGUUAGUUUUCCAGACAAUUCCUCCAGAAAUUAGGUUUAUUUCGGUCUUAAUUGAGUUUUUGAUUGUUUUCUCCUACUAUUUUCUCCAUACCUUUUUUCCUUCUUCGAGGUUUGAUUUUGUAGUUUUUCUCGAUUCCAAUAGUCGUCAUUCAAUUUUCGUAGUUUCUUAAGAAACUUCAGAAGAUCUUCUUAAAGAAUCUGAAAAAAAAUAAUAGUGACGUAAAUUAAAAUGUUUUUGUGUUUACACCGGCUGCCUCAUUAGCACCGAAUAUCUUUACAGUAGCCGAAGAUUUGAAUUUUUCUUUUUUUGUUAUUUUAGGCAGCUUAAUUGAGUUAAAAAAUGUUAUUUUGAUAUUUAUAAUAACCAGAAUUUUUAAAGAUGGCUACCACGGCUGGUUUUUCCGUCGCAAGAUCCGAACGCGACCUAUCGGCAGGCAUAUUUAACGCUCAAUCUCGACCAAUUUGAGGUCGACUUGUGUUCUGCCGUUCCUUGUGAUACAAAGGUACGCUUUUUUUAUUGAGGUGUUUUUUUUUUUAUUUUUGCAUCUCUCUAGUGUUUAUAAACGAGUAGACUGUAUAUUUCACAAUUUUUCACGUGUUUUUGAGCAUUUUAGGGCUUUUUCUAGAUUUUUCCUUUUUCUCCAGUUUAAGACGUUUUUUUCAUAUUUCUAUAUUAUAAUAUUUUUUUCAUAUUUUUCAUAUGGUUAAUGGUUUUACGAGGUUCUCUGAGUAAUAUUGAGUUUUGAUGUGCUUUUUUGUAGUACUUAAGCAAGGGUUGUGAAUCAAAAUUUUCAUGUCUUUGAAGGAAAUAUUCUUGACUAAUUUUUACACUAACACUAAAUUUUAAUUUUGGUAAUUUUAAUUUGGGAUGAUUUUUCAAACAUUAUUUUAACAUUCGUUCAAAAAAUAAGAAUCUCUUUUUGCAAAGGAAAAAUUUCUUUUUUAUUGUGUUUGUUCAUUCAAAAAUAGUGAUCGACUUGGUUUUUGAUCCGUGACUCUUUUUAACUCAUAUAUACAUAUAUAUAUUUAUAGUUUCCAAAUUUUGUUCUCGACCAAUUUUUCUCCAAAUACUGAUAAGAUUCCUGUUAGUAAACUCUUUUCUCAAAAUCUUAAUGACACGAAAAAAAUCUAAUUUGAUUACUCCAGGAAUCAAUUUUCCUUGUUUUUUAUUUUUUUUUUUUGCACUUUGUAAGCUUUGAUCCCAAAUUUUGAAACCAAUUGAAUGGCAAUGCACUCUUACACGAAACGCUUUUUGUUUCCCGAAAUCUCGCACUUAAGCCCCGAAACGUCAGGAAAUCCCCGCCGAUUAUUAUCAUCGAAACGUCACAGACGAUUCAUAAAUCUAGUCGUCUUGAAAGCAUCAACAAGGGUGAAUAAUCCGGAACAUUAAUUAAACAAAUCAUUAUUUUUGUCAGUCUGUGUGGUUUGAGAAGGGGAAAUCUAUUUUUAUUUCAAAAAAACUAUUAUUUUGUGAGAUCCGAUAAUCGAUUCAAUUUGGGCUGACAUUUUAAGAUUUCUCGAUUGUGAACAUUUCGAUGGAAAAAGAUAUUUGAUUCAAAUCAUUGCGAUUAUCCUUACACAAUGAUGAAAUUUUGCAAACCCUAAUUCCAUAUCACUAAUUUUUUUGUUAAAUUAGAUCUUGAAGUUGUUUGCUUUGUUAUAUUUUUUUAAAACAAGUUAUAAUGAAAAAAAGACAAAUAAGUUUUUCCGUUUUUAGUUUAUUGCUUUUUUGGAGUCAUUCCUGUUCAGAAAUCCGUUCUAAGGUGUUUAAAGGAGAACGGAAAAACUUUAGAAAGGUCUCGAGACGAAGAGCCGUUCGUGUGGGUUUUGUCAAGCCUUUCGCGCUUUUUAAAUACCAUAAGAAGGAUUUUCGAACUAACAAAAAUUUUCAACUGAGGCUCAACUCUUUUCUCUUUUUUUUUGACACAAUUUGAUCAUCUUCAGAAAAAGAAAUAACAUUUUGGCCGGUUGGAAUUGAAUUGAAAAGAACUUCAUUUCUCAUUUCUAACCGGCCGACUUACUUGUACAAAAUUCUCGUUUUUGAGAUAUAAAAUCUCAAAGUUUGUUAUGAUAGAUAAUUUGAGCCCUUCUUUCUAGAAAAUUAAAGAGUUGCGCAGGUUGAGAUUUUCAUUUUAUUGUUUUUUUUUUUUCGAGUUUCCUUCUGGUAAACCAAGAUGUUUCUGGACGUUUCAGGAAACCGCAAGGUUAAAUUACCUAUCAACCAAUCAAUUAAUCAUUUAUUUGGUCUUUUUUUAUGUAAUAGGCUAGGCGAAGAACAAGAACUUUUAAAGCCAUACCGAGCAACCGCCUUCGUCGAACUGGAAUGUAGUUGAUCAAGUAGAAAGUAUGAUCUGACGGUCCUCCUUCUUGCCUUCUGCCCGUAGUUGACCUAUUUGCGCCAUGUGGAGCUCAGAAUUGAGUAGUUGAAGCUGGAGUACGAAGACUGUGCUCUAGAAGGAAACCUUGAAGAGAGCGACCAAGUCGAGGGAAAAGUCUACACGAAAUUAUUGUUAGUAACUUCCUAAUUUUCCUUUUUGCUAACUUUAUAUAGCCGCGCGGCUAUUUUUUCGGCGCUCCGCAGACAUGCACGCACGCAACAUCCGGCCACCCCAUUUACAUCUUUCGCACCAACAAAUUCCUUCUUCUUCCACCGACAACUUAUUCUCCUUUCCCUCCGAUUGUUUUGUCGUUUCGAGGGGCCAAAUCGCGUGUCCUUUUUUGGUCUUUCACAACCUGAUUUGAGCCCUUUUCUAGGACUUUUCGAACUUUCAUAAGAGGGAAAUAGGUUGCUCUUCGGUAUAGUUCGAUGUAAAUUUUUUUACUGAGUUUUGAAAUUUCUCUAUCCCCUUGAAUAAAACUUAAUAGCUCUUCGUCGUGAGAUCCUUUAUUAAUUUUGCCCAUAAUCCUUGAAACAAUUUUUGCAAGAGUUUUUCAUAAUCUUUAGCAAAAUUAUAACCGAAAUUUUUCUUUUAGAACUUGUUUUCAGCUCUUUCUGAUCGUUUUUGCAAGUUGUAUAGAAUUUUUCAAUAUUUCUGGCCUUUCACAGCUGUUUAGAGCCGGUUUUUUAGCCUAUCGCAAUAGGAAAGUAAAUUGCCCGUUUGUACAGUUUAUUUGAACGUUAUUUUUAACUCAUUUUCCGCCUUUUUUUUUCGCUAAAAUGUUUCAAAAAAGUUCAGAUAACGUGACAGUUCUCCUGGCCGAAAAAAAAGUACGAAUUAUCAUAUUUUUUUAGGCUGUUCAGGUUUGAUUACUUUUUUCGUUCUUUCCGGCUUUUUUCUGCGAGAAAGUUUUAAAAAAAAUAUUUUUUUCAAAUUACACAGAAAAAAAAGAAACUAUAGCAAUUUUAAUGUUGAGUCUUAAUUAUUGAUUUCGAAAAAAAGUUUGAGUAAGUCAAGAUCACUUGAAAAAGUUUCUUGUAAAUUUUUCACCGAAAAAAACACAAAAAUAGUACGAAUUCUCAUCUUUUUUUGGCUAUAUUAUCGAUUUGGUUUGCCUCCUUUUUCAGCCUUCUUUUUUUCGCAAAAAAAUGUUUCCCACUAAAGUCAUAUUAUUUUUGGCCCGAGGCGUCGUCUGCAUUGGGCCGUCUCGAGACGCUCUUUUUCUUUUUCGCCGUUGCUCAUUCUCAUUGUUUUGAGAAAAUAUUGUGCGAUCGGCCAUGCAAUCGCCUCCUCCGCACAGGAAAAAAGACGAGGAAAUGAAAAGAAAAAAAUUGGGACUAAUUUUUUUUUUCUUCUCUUCUCAGAAGAGCGAAAUUGUUGUUAAUAAGAAGAAAAAUUGUUCUCGAUAGGGGUUACGAUAGAAUUGAGACUUUUUGCGCGAGGGAAACUGAAGAAUUCUUGUUUUUGCGGUGAGGGUUCAGGAAUUAUUGUACCUACUUCUGAAAAAAAAAAACUUGAAAGGGGAGUGAGGCGAAAAGGAUUAUUUUUCUUUUUAGAUGUAGUUCUGUAAAAGAUUGAAAAAAAGAAUAAUUUAAUUCUGGCUAUCAAACUAAAAUCCCAUUCUUCCGAUGGUAGCAAAAAAAUUAACGAAUUUUUUUGAACUAAAUGGUCUUCAAAACGAUUAGCGUUUUUACAAAUUGUCAAAUUUUUUUGAGGUUAAAAAAAUUUUUAAAAAAAUAAUUGAUUUUUUUCCAUUCAGAUGGGAAGAAAGUUUUGUAACUUUCGGUAUAAUCUGUAAAUAUAGGGUUUUUUUCUAUUAGAAAAAAAUCUUUUUUUGAUAGCACAAAAAAAUAUAAAAAAAUUCAAUAUGUUUAAAUUUCAAGACGACAUCUUAGAAAGUUGAAUUGCAAAACUUGAUCUUUUCUUGAUUAAUUAGAAAAAAAUCGGAACUCCCGGAGUUAUGUCUGUUUCUUUGAACUGAGGACGUCAAACUGGAAAAGGUGCGAAAAAUAGACAUUUCGAGUUGGGUUGAUUGAAUUGGAAAUUGGCGAUUAUCCACACUUGGACACACAAUGACGAAGUAGUUGUACAAUUUGAAGUUGAUAAAAAAGUUCUGGAUGUUAUGAAUUGUUAAUAUGUUUAAUUAGGAAAAAGGAUAAUUGUCGUUCAAAAGAACAAUUUCAACUUUUGUUCGAAAGUUUUAAACGACAGAGAAAUAAUGAUAAUGUGAAACCUGUUUUUUUAGAAAAACAUUUUUUCUUAUCGAAACCAUGGGCUUGUUUCUUCACUUUCUGAUUUCACUCCUUUUCUUGAUUCAUUAUUUUUUUCAAUUAUUUUUUUCACAGCGCACAAAGUUUUUUUAAAAGUUCUAAUAUAGAAAAGCUUAAAACCCUUAUGACUUUGAUCAAGAAUGGUAAACUCUAAUUGAAAUACGACCAACGCUUUUUUUUUUCGAAGAGAUGAACUUAAGCUUGGAUUUCGAGUUAAAUCUAGACUUUUCGCCACAUUUUGGCUUGAAAAAAGGGACAAUCAACAAUGAUUAACUUUUUUUUUUUCGAACUGACCAGGAAGAUCAUUUCACUUUGCGGUCGGGAAGUCCCUGAAAUUUGGCCUUUGUUUGUACCAAAAGAAGAUUCUGAAAGUCUCAACCAGUACAACUGCUUAGUUUUUGGGAAUUGAGAACUCCAAGUCCCAAAAUGGCCUUUUAAACAGAUUUUGAGGGUUUUCGUGGACGUUGAGGUGUCCUUUCUCAGAAACUUGGAAGUUUUGCAGCGUGAGACUUCCGGGAUCAUUUUUUUGGUACAUCGAGGAAAGCCAAUUUUUGGGAAAUUUUUCAACCGCAAAGUUAAAUGACUUUUUUGUGAGUUUCAAGAUGCAACUUAAGCUCAUCUCAUUCCAAAUUUAAGUUUACCCGAAUCUAACACUAAGGAGCAUCAAAAAAUCCUGUAAUUUAUCUUUUUUUUUUUGGAGAAGUAGUCAAGCUUAUUUGAAUUCAAGCUAGACUUUUUGCUAUGUUUUGGUUGGAGAGGCGCCGAAAAAGGGGGCCAAUCAGCCUGGCCGCACUAAUAAUGGCUCGGAAUAUAUUCGGCUCAUUCUCAGAGCGAAUCUAUUUCGUUUUCUUUCUUCUUCUUCUUUUUUUUCGCGCUUUUCUCUUCUUCAUCUCUUGAGAUUAACGAUCCGCAUCCUUUUACGAGGUGUCCCUGCUCUCUGCUCUUUUUUCGCCCCUUUUCUCUAUUUCUCGCGGCUCUUUGAGCCCUCGGCCUCCGGAAAUUAUAUACGUGGCUCGGAGCGGCGUUAGCGCAUACAUACAUAUUAGGCGGCGCCAUUUGACGCCGCGCCUGGAUUUUCUCCUUUUUUGUUUUCGGAAAAGCUCUUUUUGAAGUGCUUGAGGGGCUAUGAGAAGGACAAGGAUUUGGGUACUGAACAAGAAUGGACAUUUUCAGAGGAAUUCAUCGGAAAACCUUUGCAAAAUGCUAAAAUCAAGACUUGCACUAUGUAUCUCUGUACAGAUGAAGCUUUAAAAAAAGUUUUGAGGCUGUUUUCCGAUCCUUUUAAAUCCUACUGUAGACUUUAAAGACUCCCUUAUUUUUGGAAAAGGACUUUUUGAAGUACUUGAGGGGCUAUGAGAACGACAAGGAUUUGGAUAAACAAAAGAAGCUUCCACAAAAACUGAUAUCCAUUUUUUCAUCAUGAAAAGGAUUCGAAAAAGCCUCCAAUAAAAAAAAAACUCAUUUCCUUUUUCGUUGCCUCAAUGAAUAUGUCUUGAUCCGUGCACAUUCGAAAUUCAAAUUAGAGAAGGAUAAUCCGUUUUGAAUUGGCCGGAUAAUGCUUGAUCCAAAUUAGGCAAUUUUGUCUGGAGGAUAAUCCAGCUUUUAAUUGUCUCGGGUCGAUUUUGAAUCCUUUAUUAUUGGAAGAAAAAAGUAGUUGGAGAGUUUUAUUGGAUUAUUUUUUGAGUUGCAGGAAUUUCUAGGGCAAAACUUAACGUAAAAUGAAGAUUCCAACUUCAAAAUUGAUACAUUUCCUAAUAAAUGUUUGCAGUGCUCAUGGACGGUUCAUGGCGGGCUUCGGGUACUCGCCAAGGCGUGCUGCGCCGAGAUCAACAGCACCCUGCUCUGCAGGACCGACGCCGAAAGAGGUUCGUUCGAAUGGGAACUCGUUUUCAAAUCACCUAUCGUUUUCGAGAAAGAUAAAGCUGUGUUUGAAGAAAUUUCCGCGAAAUGCAAAAUUAUCUCUGACUCCAAAGUUUAGUUACCUUUUUCUCUCUCUCUCUAACGACUGUUUUGCAUUUCGCGAAAUCACUUUGAACACGGGACUAAAAUCUUUGAAAUCGCAACGUCUUUGAAAUAUUCUUAUCAUCUUCAUUUGUUUCAUAAAAUAUCGUGCAAGGGCUUUUACUGGACGAAUCAUUGCCAAACUUUGAAAGUAAAAAAUUUUACGAAAAUCGGCAAGCAAAUGGGAGUUUUUUUCAAAGUACAUUGAAAACUAUCAUUUUUAUUUAGUACAUUAUUAAAAGUGCUAUCUGAUUUCAAAAAUUUGAAUUACAAUGAAAUUCUGAAGUCAAUCACCCUGUAGCAUAAAAUCAUUAACUCUUUUUUCUUCUUUUUUCUUUUAUGACUUUUUUCUAGCUCUAAGCUAAAUCUUUUAUUUUUUCUCACAUAAUUCUUUCUAUAAUUUCGAUAUCAGUCCUUUUAUAUCCCUUCCAAAUCUCUCAAUUGUCCUCUCGUUGAUAAUCUUCCUUAGAGUAGUUAUGAAUACCCUCAAGCCCCAUAAUCCUCACAUCAAACGUGGAAAGCACUUUGGAGGAAGUUGAUUUGGCUGAGAUCAACGAGAAUGGUCCGAAUAAACAUGAUAGGCUUCUGAGCAACACGUGCGAGGGUUCAAGUUAUAAAAGAGUAUAAAGCGAAUUUAUAAAAUCUGAAUUUUGCGUCCACAUUCGAAUCUUCAAAGCUAGAGAGUACUGGUUGAUACGAGGGCGCUUAGAGAUUAAAAAAAAACAUACCCUCUCUUUUUGGAACGUUUUCUAACUUUCGAAUAUUCGAACGUUAAUUCCCAAAGUAAGCUCGUUGAAUAGUUUCCCUAUCUGAUUUUAAAGGCCGCCGCCUCCCGAAUUUUCCUAAACCAAUGUCAGAACGACAUCCUUACAGAGGAGUCAUUUUACGUUGUGGUUUGGAUUUUCUCGUAAAUUGGCCAGAACACUCUCUGAUUUACCAGUAACUGAUCCUGAAACCCUCAACCUGCACAACUUUCCAUUUUUUUAGGGAGGAGGGCUCAGAUCCCCAAAAUAGUCUGUUUUGACGGAUUUUGAGAGUUUUUCCGCAAAGUAAAAUUACCAUUCUUGUAUUAUUUUCGUCAAAACUACCUUUCUAGGUUUAAAAGUAAUUUUCAUAUAUUUUGUUAACAUUUUUGCGAAUCCUGGACUAAUUUUAACUCUUUACCCGACUUACAAUCAAUUUUUGCAGGCCGACACAUGCUGCUGGCGUUCAAUUCGUUGUGCGCCUUCAUAUGUCUGGUGCUGAUCCCGGUGGUCUGCUACCAGCGGAAAAGACAGCACGAGGUCCGAGGCUGGGCUCUCAUGGAGCUCUUCCUCAUCGGCGCCUCCAUUCUUUAUUCAAUUGUCAGUUUUCUAUUUCAUUUCAACUUCUUACUGUCCUUUUAAACAAAAAGAAACUUAGAGUAGAAAAAAAGCUAAAAAUUUGAAACUAACUAUUCAAAAAACCUUCCAAGAUCAUCUUGUUUCCCAUUUUCACGUCACAUACGAUAAAUGUUCAAGAAUUAAAAGUCAAUAUUAAAUCGACUUAAAACUUCAAAUUUAGGUUGGCUUCUUCUAUUUAUUUUGCUAAUUGUUUGAGAGAACUUCAAAGAAAUUUUUUUCAGCAUUUUUAAACAUUUUCUAGUAAGACUUUUCAUCUGUUUCAUUUUUUUUUGUUUAAUUAACUAAUUUAGGAGCUUGUUCUGAGCUGAUUUCGAAAACAUUUUUCAUAAAAUCUAGAUUUUUCAGUAUGAGCGAUUUUUCUCGCCGUAAACAAAGAAGUCCAUAAAAACUGCGAAAUUGCGCUCCAUGGACAAUUUGUUUUUUCACUACCAAAAUUAUUUUUUGACUGAAAUUUUUCAAAUUCUGCAACAGGUUUUAGGGUCUUUGGCAUUUUUCGAACAUUUUGGUGCAAAAGAUUAUUUCAGUUAUUUCUGGACUGGGUAGCUCCGCCAGAAGCCGGGUGCUGCGUGGCCGUUUGGCUUCGCCAAAUUGGUUUCUCAAUAUUUUACGGGUCAAUCGUCUUAAAAAAAUUUAUAGGUGAGUUUUUCAGGUAUAUCUAACUUUUUAAUGAGCAUAUUUUUUUGAACAUGUUUCCGUUCCUAUGAAACUUUUUAAACAGGAUGUUCAUGUUUCAGAAGCUUAUAAUCAGAUUCCAUACAAAAAAAAAUUGAAGAACAGUGACAAGAUUUUAAGCAUUUGUAGCCUUUUAACUCGAAAUCCAAGUCUAUUGCGAGAAUUUAAAUGAAUUAGGAGCCCCUAAAGUAUAUAAUAAAAUGUUUAUCAAAAGCUUAACCGGGGGGCAAACAUUCCCUAGUGAAAGAAAUUCCCCAGAUAAAGACAUUCCAUGUUCAGGAAUCUGCAAGAAUAUCGUGUCAGAAAAGCGCAACACGUGUCCGUCCGAGAACAGGAUAUGCUCAAAUAUUUGGCAGCGAUGCUCGCCUUAACAGUCACAGGUUCUUUUUUUGGUUUUUUUAAUUUAUUUCCAAAUUGUCCUAAUUAGAAAAACUCAAUAAUUAUCUCUAGUUACUCUUCGGUCGGUAGAACACAAAUUAAAUUUGAAGUUUAGUUAAUGGAGUCAUUUUUUUCUAGAAUGAUUAAAUUAUCAAUUUGAAGAACCUUGCUUGGUUCAUAAAUUUUUCUGCAACAAGAAAAAAAUUCUAACGAUUUUAUUUUUCAAUUUUUCUUCACAGUAUUUUUUUAAAAACUCAUUUAUUUUUCAAAUUCGUUUCCGAAAACUGUCAUAACAUGAAUUAUUCUCCGUAAAAGUUACUAUAACGACGUCUGAACCUCGUAUUCAUUAACACAAGACUUUUCAGCAGUUCAGACGCAAUUUUUUUCCAUGGAAUUUCUGUUUUUCAGGCCUAAUGGCUUGGACAGUCGGGUCAUGGGGCGACGGAGCGCUUUGGCGGACGGCGUGGCCGCAAUGUCACAUGCAAGGCUGGCACUUCAUCUGGCACGGCUACGAAAUGCUCUUCCUGCUCUACGCCAUCCGCCUCUGCUACAAGGUUCGCCUUAUUGAACUACAGCUCCAGAAUCACCUAUUUACAGGCGAGAAACAGCGACUGGCUGGAGAGGUGGCAGUUCACCGUGGCCGUCUGUCUGGAGGCGGUAAUCACGCUGAUGGCCAACCUCAUCCGCUACUCGAUCCGUAAUUCGGGUCGCUCCGACACACUUUUCAUCGUGUCUUUUGUACAUCUGCAGCUCACCGUCUCCGUCAAUAUCGUUAUCAUUGUGGCGCCAAAGUUCUAUCUGGUCAGUUAAUUUUUUUUUUUUGCAAAAAAGAUAAGCACGACGCUUGGUAAUACCAAGUUGGUAUCAAAAAUGCAUACUAUUUAUCCGUUGAAUAAAAAAAUAAAUUAGCGAAGCUAAUAACUUUUUUUCAACAUUCUCAUGUUAGGUAAAAAAACUUUUGAGAAAAUAAAAGUAAAUUCAUCCAGGCUAAAGCUUCGUAAUUCAUCAAUUAUAAUUAGCUUUAAAUUUCUUCUUUUUAAUAAUAAAUUGAAAUAUCGAUUUCAUCAGAUGUUUAUGUGAUUUCUAACUACGUUUAGUUCUUUUUUAGUCCUUCUCACUAAAUUUCCCAUACAAUGCGUCUCAGACAAAGAAAGUUGCGUUGCGAUAAUAGAUCACAGUUAGAAAGAUGUCUUGAGGGCUGGCAAUCUCGAGUAAAAUAAUCGGCUGGUCGGAAAACCUGACAGUAAUACGAUAAUUUCAGAGUAACGGAGAGCCAAACCGAAGGUCGAUGACUCUAGGCGGCCAUUCUGGCCGAGCCCAUCCAUCACUUGCCAAACUCCGGGAUAACAUUCUCAAUGGGACCAUCGAUUUUGCAGAAGUGCCCAUCAUCGACAUGAAUCCGGAGGACAUCCGAGUGAGUCCCAUCGGGCUUUUCAUCCUUUCCUUUUUCAACUUUCUCUUGUCUAAAUUUCAACUUUCUUGGGAGACUAGGGAGGGACUAAUUAAGUUAUGAAAUGAACUCAAAUAUUUUGAAUGAGAUAACCCUUAUAAACAAUAAUCGCAGAUCUUGAUUAUAGGAAAAAAAAAUUUUUAGAAUGAAGUUGAACUAAUCAUUUUCAAUUUCUCUUUCAGGCGGAGCUGAAACGAGUAUAUACGCAACUUCGGAUGUACAAACUAAAAAACUUAUAUCAAGAUAACCCUCACAUAUCCAAAAAGCGAGGAGGGAAAAAGUGGAGCGAUAAAAAUACAAGAACAAGGCGGAUAUCAAUACCAACUUGCUCGCCUCAAGCAAAAAGAAUAGAGGAAGACGAAAAGAGCGACCUAACCGUUGAAUCUGCACCACACAAUGUGUAUCUCAGUACAUACAAGCUUCAAAUCGAGCCGAACCAUUCUGUCCGGGUUUAA